UAGAUGAUAAAGAUAUGAGACGAAGAUUCAGGGUAUCAAAUUUCCAAUCCACAACCAAGGUGAGACCCUUUUGCACGACAAUGCCCAUUGGUCUGAGUGCCGGUUGGAAUCAAGUACAAUUCAACUUGGCCGAUUUCACUAAGAGAGCUUACGGAUCGGUUUAUAUGGAGACGACAAGGGUACAAAUACAUGCCAACGUGAGGAUUCGAAGGAUAUAUUUCACCGAUCAACUACACACAGACGAUGAACUUCCUAAUGAGUUUAAACUGUUCGCUCCUGGUCCUGGUACUAAAGGAAAGGAAAGGGAGGAAAGGAAAUCUAAGGAGAUAGCACCAGAGGAUGUUCCAGCAAUCAAAAUCGAGGAAAAGGACGAGAAGAAGAAGUCC
Messenger RNA from Sitophilus oryzae (rice weevil), 386 nucleotides. Its product is annotated as cilia- and flagella-associated protein 20-like. The transcript has 2 exons. The annotation marks the transcript as partial. Gene Ontology annotation, biological process: regulation of cilium beat frequency involved in ciliary motility; cilium assembly; positive regulation of cell motility. NCBI's taxonomy places the organism in Eukaryota, Metazoa, Arthropoda, Insecta, Coleoptera, Curculionidae. Gene Ontology annotation, cellular component: ciliary basal body; motile cilium. The record is from RefSeq and is a predicted model, not a curated record.